AUGAAGCCACUCCUACUCAGUUCAGAGGAAGUGAAACUGAUCUCAGAGAGCUGCUCUCUCUCAGUCUGUGACUGCAGGAAAAUGGCCAGUAUUUCAGUAGAUCAGGACCAGUUCAGCUGUCCAGUCUGUCUGGAUCUGCUGAAGGAUCCAGUGGCUAUUCCCUGUGGACACAGUUACUGUAAGGUGUGUAUUAAUGGCUGCUGGGAUCAGGAUGAUCAGAGGGGGGUCUACAGCUGCCCCCAGUGCAGAGAGACUUUCACUCCAAGGCCUGUUCUACACAGAAACAACAUGCUGGCUGAAGUGGUGGAGAAACUGAAGAAGACAGAACUCCGAGCUGCUUCUCCUGCUCACUGUUAUGCUGGACCUGGAGAUGUGGAGUGUGAUUUCUGCACUGGGAGGAAACUCAAAGCCAUCAAGUCCUGUUUGGUUUGUUUAGUUUCUCUUUGUGAAACUCAUCUUAAACCUCAUCUUCAACUUCCUGCUUUAGUAAAUCACAAGCUGGUCAAAGCUUCCACACAACUACGAGAGAAGAUCUGCUCUCAGCACGACAAACUGAUCGAGAUCUACUGUCGUACUGACCAAACAUGCAUCUGCUAUUUGUGCAUGUUGGAUCAACACAAAGGUCAUGAUUCAUUCUCAGCUGCAGCAGAAAGAACCGAGAAACAGAGUCAGUUAAAGGGAAUUCGGGGGAAAUCUCAGCAGAGAAUCCAGGAGAACCAGAAAAAGCUGCAGGAGCUGAAACAGGCUGUGAACAGUAUUAAGAGCUCUGCACAGACAGCAGUGGAGGACAGUGAGAGGAUCUUUACUGAGCUGAUCUGCUCCAUUGAGAAAAAGCGCUCUGAGGUAACAGAGCUGAUCAGAGCUCAGGAGAAGACUGAACUGAGUGGAGCUGAAGAGCUCAUUGAACAGCUGGAGCAGGAGAUUGCUGAUCUAAAGAGGAGAGACACUGAGCUGGAGCAGCUUUCACACACAGAGGAUCACAUCCAUUUCCUACAGAGUUUCCAGGCUCUUUGUGUCUCUUCUGGAUCUGAAGACUCUCCCAACAUCACUAUCAGUCAACAUCUCUCAUUUGAUAAAGUGAGCAAAUCUCUGUCUGAUCUGAAGAAGCAACUGGAGGAAUUCUGUGAAGCGACACUCAACAGAAUCUCUCCACAUGCUGCAGCAGUUCAGAUCUUACUGUCAGAACCACAAACCAGAGAAGACUUUCUACAGUAUUACUGUCAGCUGACUCUGGAUCCCAACACAGCACAUCCUCACCUCAUUCUGUCUGAGGAAAACAGAAAGGUGAGAUACAGUGACAAUGUCCAGGCGUACUCUGAUCAUCCACAGAGAUUUGACCACUGGUGGCAGGUUCUGUGUGAGGAGAGUGUGAGUGGACGCUGUUACUGGGAGGUUGAGUGGAGCAGUGAGGUUUUGGGAUGUGUGUACAUAUCAGUCUCAUAUAAAGGGAUCAGCAGGAAAGGAUCAGGUAAUGACAGUAAGUUUGGACACAACAGUCAGUCCUGGAGUCUUCGCUGUGGUUUAACUUUCUCCUUCUAUCACAACAACACUGUAACUAAGAUCUCAGCUCCGUCCUCCUCCAGAAUAGGAGUGUAUGUGGAUCACAGAGCAGGAACUCUGUCCUUCUACAGCGUCUCUGACACAAUGACCCUCCUACACACAGUCCACACCACCUUCACUCAGCCUCUCUAUGCUGGAUUCUGGUUUCCUUUUUCUGGAUGCAGCGUGACUUUACGCAAUUCAGAGUGAUUUUUCAAGUUUUAACUUUAAAUCAAUACUACUUUUCUGUUUAUCAGAGGACAAUAUCAUGAUGGAUUUUGAUGAAAUGUUGUUGUUGCACAUAUAGUUUUUAUUUUGUGGAAAGAAAAAUCAUCCCUUAGAUGGUUUUAGUAUCUUUUUGACAUCAAGAAAAUUAGGGACUGCAACACAAAUGCAAACUCAAACCUGGAAAUUAAAUGUAAUAAUGUAAUUACAUUAAAUAAUGAAGUAAAUUGAAUGUAUAGUUGAACAACAGUAAUGAAUCUAGACUUCCUUACAUUACAAAAACAUUUUAAAUCACCACAUUACUCUGAAAUUAUGUCUUUCCAAAAUGUUUUACAGCUCUCCUCAUUGUAAUCCACUGCAGUCUUAUAGCUGGAGCUCAAACUCAUCUUCUAGAUCAGUGUUUCCACUAAGGUCCUGUAGUCCACAUGCACUGCACAGUUUAGUUUAUUCCUGAUCUGUCACACCUGAUUCAGCUCUAGAAGGACUUGACCAUUAGCUAAUGAUGUGACUGAGGUGCAGGAAACACUAAACUGGGUUCCUGUAGGACUGAACCUGGAAAUCACUGCAGAACUGCUUUAUAUCCACAUUGUUGAGUCUCUAUCACUUUGAAUAUAACAGAAAGCUUCAUGAACAGCCAAAUAAUGUUAUAAGUAUAUUGUAUGCUGUGACACUAACAGCAUUGUUGUAUUUAGUACAUCGAUUCAUUCCUUUCUUUAUUAAACUUCCAAAACUGCCA
Colossoma macropomum (tambaqui) is the source of this 2500-nucleotide messenger RNA. Its product is annotated as tripartite motif-containing protein 16-like. The transcript has 6 exons. The record is from RefSeq and is a predicted model, not a curated record. Bases 1 to 1749 code for a protein of 582 amino acids. Lineage: Eukaryota; Metazoa; Chordata; Actinopteri; Characiformes; Serrasalmidae. Gene Ontology annotation, molecular function: zinc ion binding; protein binding.